Messenger RNA from Fusarium graminearum PH-1, 4482 nucleotides. RefSeq lists its product as uncharacterized. Lineage: Eukaryota; Fungi; Ascomycota; Sordariomycetes; Hypocreales; Nectriaceae. The coding region runs from base 1 to 4482 and encodes 1493 amino acids. The transcript is spliced from 3 exons. Gene Ontology annotation, biological process: mitotic chromosome condensation. Gene Ontology annotation, cellular component: chromosome. Gene Ontology annotation, molecular function: ATP binding; ATP hydrolysis activity; protein binding. The record is from RefSeq and is a predicted model, not a curated record.
AUGUCGUCCCCUGUUAGGCCUCGGCGCGCAAGGCGCACCGCCAUUAUUGAUUCUGACGACGAAGAAGAUGUUUCCAACCGCUCUAGAGUCCAAGACGAGGAAGAGGACUUUGAACCAGAGCCUCAACCACCCAGAAGAGCAACCAGAAGUGGGCGCAAGUCAACAACACCAGCGCCUUCUGUCGCUUCCACCCCUAAACCUCGAGGUCGUCCCAGAAAGUCUGCUACACCAGCCGCUACCCCGGGCCCCGCGACAGAUACCAGCGAGGUUUUCGAUGGCGAUUCGACAAUUAAGCCUGAGCCGAUGUCUUCGCCGGCCAUGCCUCCACCGAGGAAGCGCAAGAGUGUGGCUCGAAGCUCUAUCGCAUCUGCGUCUGAUAUUCCUCCCACACCGCAACCGAAACCUCCGAAAUCCCCAGAGUCUUCACAGAAGCCAAUGGCGGCUUUGGCCGACAUUACCGAUUCCAGUAUGAAUACUUCGAAUGCCGACGAUACGCAGCCUAUGAUUAAGCCAAUCAAACCCAUGGAUACCAUCAUGGAAAAGCCCAUGGACAUUGUGUUGAAGUCACGGACCAUGGUCAUCCCCGCUGUUGAAGACACUACACCAAAGCCGAGAAUUGUCCUGACGCAUCUUAUUCUCGAAAACUUUAAGAGUUACGCUGGCCGACAAGAAGUCGGUCCCUUUCAUGCAUCGUUCUCCUCUGUGGUGGGACCCAACGGUUCAGGAAAGUCAAACGUUAUCGACUCCCUGCUCUUUGUCUUCGGUUUUCGAGCUAGCAAGAUGCGACAGGGCAAGAUUUCCGCUCUGAUUCACAACUCCGCUCAGCACCCGAACUUGGGCCACUGCGAGGUUGCUGUCUACUUUCAGGAGGUUAUGGACCAGCCUGGCGGUGGCCAUGAGGUGAUCCCCAAGUCCGAACUUGUCAUUUCACGAAGGGCUUUCAAGAACAACUCGAGCAAAUACUACAUCAACGGAAAAGAAUCCAACUUCACGACAGUCACAACUCUCCUCCGCGAUCGGGGCGUUGAUCUGGACCACAAGCGUUUCUUGAUUCUUCAGGGUGAAGUCGAGUCCAUCGCUCAAAUGAAGGCCAAGGCCGGCAACGAGCACGAAGAUGGUCUGCUCGAAUACCUUGAAGAUAUUAUUGGAACAUCCAAGUACAAGGCUCCUAUCGAAGAGUCCGCCACCGAGGUCGAAACCCUCAACGAUGUGUGCAUGGAAAAGAGCGGCCGUGUUCAACACGUUGAGAAGGAGAAGAACAGCCUCGAGGACAAAAAGGAUAAGGCAAUUGCUUUUAUCCGGGACGAAAACGAGUUGGCACUGAAACAAUCCGCUCUCUAUCAGCUUUUUAUCCACAAGUGCAACGAGAACCUUACAGUCACAGGAGAGGCAAUCACACAGAUGCAAGCACAGCUAGAUGCUGAGCUUGAGAAGCACCACGGCAGCGAGCAAAUCAUCAAGACCCUCAAAGAGGAGUAUGAUGUGGGUUCCAAAGAGUUCGAGAUCAAGUCAAGGUCAACACAGGCUUUGGUCAAGGAGAUGGCCAAAUUUGAGCAGGAGCGUGUCAAGUUCGACGAGAAGCGAAAGUUCCUCGAUGACAAGCGCAAGAAACUCGAGAAGACAAUUGCCAAUGCUGAAGCAACAUCAAUCGAAGCUGACGAAACCAUUGAGCAGUGUGGAGAAGAGAUCGAGACGCGGACUCAGGAAAUCGCCGAGCUUGAGCAACAGGUUCAGGCUGCUGAGGCUGAGCUUGUCCAAAUCAGAGACAGCCUUAAAGGCAAGACACAGGAAUUUUCUGAUCAGAUUGCGGCACUGCAGAAGUCUCUUGAGCCCUGGAACGAGAAGAUCAACCAGAAGCAAUCUGCUGCCGCAGUUGCUGAGAGUGAGCUCAACAUCCUCCAGGAAAAGGCCAAUGCUGGUGCCAUCGCUCUAGAGGACCUUCAAUCGAAGAUUGUCUCCAGUGAAGAAACCAAGUCUGCCAAGCGGGCCGAGCUCAAAUCUUGCCAGGCUGAGAAAGCAGAGCUUCUCAAAGAAGCAGAGAACAUGAAGUCUGAACUGUCGGUCCUUGCCGAGCAGGAGCCCAAGAUUCGCUCGAAGAUCUCAAAUGCGCGUCAAAAGGCUGAUGAAGCGCGCUCAAACUUGUCUAAUACACAGGUCAGAGGCAACGUGCUUUCUGCUUUGAUGCGCAUGAGGGAGUCAGGUCGAAUUGAUGGUUUCCAUGGCCGCUUGGGCAACCUUGGUACAAUUGAUCCCAAGUACGACGUGGCCAUCUCGACAGCUUGCGGUGCUCUCGACAACUUUGUCACCGAGUCUGUCGAAGCUGGUCAGCAGUGUAUCGAGUACCUCCGAAAGAACAACGUUGGACGAGGUAACUUUAUCUGCUUGGACAAGCUGAGAAGGUUUGAUCUUUCGCCAAUCCAGACUCCUGAGAACGCUCCUCGACUGUUCGAUCUCGUCACUGCCAAGGAGGACAAGUUCCGACCUGCCUUCUACCACGCCAUGCAGGAUACCCUUGUCGCCGCAGACCUUGCUCAAGCGAACAGGAUUGCGUAUGGUGCCAAGCGAUGGCGAGUCGUUACCCUUGCCGGUGAGCUGAUUGACAAGUCCGGUACCAUGUCCGGUGGUGGUACAACUGUCAAGCGAGGUCUCAUGUCUUCCAAGCUCGUCUCAGAUGUCAGCAAGGAGCAGGUUGCCAAGUAUGAGACUGACCGAGAUGGCUGGGAGGCAAAGUUCCAAGAAUUCCAGGAGUACCAGCGAGAGUGUGAAACUCGCCUCAAGGAACUGAACGAGAAGAUUCCCCAGCUCGAUACCAAGAUGCAGAAGAUCGGCCUCGAGAUCGAGAGCGCUGAGAGGAACAUCACCGACAUGCAGCGGCGCAUCAAGGAAGUCAGCAGGGAGCACCAGCCUUCUGCGACAGACAACAGCCGCAUUACCACUCUGCAAAAGGAAAUCGCCAAACUCAACAGAGACAUUGAGAGGCUCCGCGGAGAGACAUCCAGCGUUGAGGAAGAGAUCAAGACUCUGCAAAACAAAAUCAUGGAAGUUGGUGGUGAGAAGCUCCGUGCGCAGAGAACCAAGGUUGAUGCCAUCAAAGAAGAGAUUUCCUCCAACAACGAGGAAAUCUCCAACGCUGAGGUCCGCAAGGUCAAGGCGGAGAAGCAAAAAGUCAAGCUCGAAAAGGACCAUGCCAAGUCGUCCAAGGAACUUGCGGCCGCCUCUCGCGACCUUGAGAAGCUCGAAAAUGACAUUAACAAUCAAGGCGAGAGAGCCGAAGAGCUUCAGGCACAAGUUGCGGAGGCUGAAGAAGGAUUGGCCACCAAGAAGCAGGAGCUCAAGGCCCUCAAGGCUGAACUCGAUGAGAAGACAGACGAACUGAACGAGACAAGAGCAAUGGAGAUCGAGAUGCGGAACAAGCUUGAGGAGAAUCAGAAGGCUCUGGCCGAAAACCAACAACGACUUCGUCACUGGAAUGACAAGCUGUCCAAGAUUGUCCUACAAAAUAUUGACGACCUUACUGGUGGCUCAACCAAUGGCCACUCCAAGCCUCGAAAGCAGCCCAAGCCUCAGCAGAAUGAUGAUGAUGGAGACAUCGACAUGGAUGAUGCUCCUCAGGAUGAUGUAGACAUGACAGAUGCCCCCGAAGAAGAGGGGGAGCAGGAAGAUGCAGACGAAGAGGAAGAGGAAGAGGGUGAGGAGCAAAUGAAUGGGCAGCCUAACGAGCUUCCGAGAUACACCCCCGAUGAGCUUGCUGAUAUGAAUGAGAGGACACUCAAGGGCGAGAUUGCGGCUCUGGAAGAAAAGACCCAAAACGUCAACGUCGAUCUUGGUGUCCUUGCUGAGUACCGAAGGAGAGUGGAAGAGCACGCGGCUCGAGCCUCCGAUCUUCAGACUGCUAUUGAACAGCGAGAUUCUGCCAAGAAGCGAUGUGACGACUUGCGCCGCCUGCGCUUGGAAGGUUUCAUGGAAGGUUUCAGUGCCAUCUCCCUCCGACUCAAGGAGAUGUAUCAGAUGAUCACUAUGGGAGGAAAUGCAGAGCUGGAGCUUGUCGACAGUCUGGACCCCUUCAGUGAAGGUAUCCUUUUCAGUGUCAUGCCGCCCAAGAAGAGUUGGAAGAACAUCAGCAACCUUUCAGGUGGUGAAAAGACACUGAGCAGUCUGGCUCUUGUUUUCGCCCUGCACCACUACAAGCCAACUCCUCUGUAUGUCAUGGACGAGAUCGAUGCCGCGUUGGAUUUCAGAAACGUCUCGAUCGUCGCAAACUACAUCAAGGAGCGUACCAAGAACGCCCAGUUCAUCGUCAUCUCGCUGCGCAACAACAUGUUUGAGCUCGCGGCGCGGCUGGUGGGAGUGUACAAGGUCAAUCAUAUGACCAAGAGUGUUACGAUCGAGAACAAGGACUUUAUCGUGAGACCGCAAUCGCAGCAGCAAGCAUCGCAACGAAGCCAAGGGGGGAACACCGCCACGAUAUUGCCCUUUCGGUAG